GUACGUCAUAUCACUUGUGUAGUCAGUGAGUUAAAUGAAAUUUUAUUGUGUUAAAUAGAAGCCGUAUUGUAUUGAUGUCUUUAUAGGUCAUUGAAGAGUAAAAUAUAUUAUGUACUUAUCCCCUCUCCUCUCCAAACUCCAAACAUCCUGCUGACCUCGCCAAUCUUCAUUUAUUUAUCAUUUGGUGAUCCAUUAGUUUAACAAUAGACGAAGUAUUUAAUUCUUUUGAAGAAAAAAUUGCAACACUUCUUUGUGAUGGCUUCACCCAUUGUAAAUCCGGAAAUUCCCUAUGUUGGCGAUAUACCAGGAGGCUUAGCUCCUGGGAAAAUGAUUCGUAUCCAAGGUGUAACCCACCCCGAAAGCGAUAGAUUUAAUAUAAACUUACAAGCUGGACCUUCUGCUAAACCAAGGGAUGAUACUGCAUUGCAUAUUUCUGUAAGAUUAAAUCAAGGCUACAUAGCUAGGAAUAAUUAUAAAGAUGGAUCUUGGGGUGAUGAACAAGGCAGUGGGUCUUUACCUAUAGGGUUGGCUCAGUCCUUUGAAAUACUCAUACUAGUUGAUCUAAAUCAUUUCAAGAUAGCAAUAAAUGGUCAACAUCACUCAGAAUUCCCUCACAGAAUGUCUGUGGAAGAAGUUACUCAUUUGCUUAUAGAUGGUGACGUGUCUAUUACCCUUAUAUCAUAUGAGGGUAUUGUCAUAGGUGGGGAAUCAGCCUCUCAAGCUUCACAGUUGAAUGCUGUUGGCCCACAAGAAAGUGGACAACAAUAUGGUCCUCCACAAGGUGGAUAUGGUCCCCCACCAACUAGUUAUGCACCACCACCUGGUUAUGGAGGUCCUCAAGGUUAUGGACCUCCUCCUCCAGUAGAACAAUCUGGAUUUAGUAGCUUUUUAAGUCAAGCUCAAGAAGCUUUGGCCGGAGCUAUUGCAACUGGAGCUGCAGAAAAGUUGCUUGGAUCGAUUCUACCAUCUUCAGGUGGGCAGCAACAACAACCCCAGGGCUAUGCUCCUCAAAAUGCAAGGUAUGGAAUAUAUCCAGAAUUGCCAAAAGAGGACGCUACAGAUAUUAUCAACAGUUCUGGUGGUGUAAUCACAACAAAUCUGAAAAAUCCAGGGCUUCCAGCAGAUAAACAUCUUACACAAAACCAAGAACCACCUGAACACAGACCAGAUUUAAUUGAAAAUUUGUUGAAGAUGUUAGCGCAUGGAAAAGGUCAAUCAUUAAAUCAUCAACCAAACAUGGAUCAACAGAAUAAAUCACCUACAAAUUAUCAACCUCCCGAAAAUAUGUUUCCUCAAAAUGAAACAAGUGGUUCAGACAUGCUUACUAGCCUGAUUUCAGGACUAAUAUCUCCAAACACCAAUCAGCAGAAUAUACAAUCUCACAGUCAAUAUCCAAAAAAUUCUCCGAUUGAAGGAAACACUGUACCUCAGGACCCUCAAAAUUCAGAUCUGAUAACCAAUCUACUCUCUAGUUUAUUACCUAAUAGCAGUAACACACAGAAAUUACAAGUUCAAACUCAACCCCUGGUAACUUCCCAGGAGACCACACUUCCACAAAAUAAAAACACUGGCACUGAUUUGCUAGCAACUCUAUUAUCAAGUUUAGUACAACCGAAUAAUGAAACUGGUUUAGGACAAGUUAACCAAACAUGUCAAAAUCAACCUCCAAAUCAACCAAACCAACAGCAGCCAACUGCAGAGCUGAUAACAAAUUUAUUAUCAAAUCUUCUAAAAAGUGGAAGUUUGCAACCUACACAAGGACAAUCUCAAAUACCACCACAAAUUCCACUUCAACAGGCGGGAAUGAACCACGGACAAAAUCAGCCUCCUCUUCCCAGUGAACAAACAACUAACCAAUCUGAAAAACCUAACAGUGUACCUGACCUGCUCCACCCAAAUGUCCAACAAUAUGGUCAGUAUCCUCAUCCUCCACAGCAAGAGCAAAGGGGUCCAGUUGAAUCUCUUCUUUCUGGUUUAUUGUCUAGUGGCGGCCAGCAACCUCAAACGCAACAACCUCAAGGUAGCGAUGCACUGGGUAGUAUAUUCUCAUCGUUGGCAGGCUCACUCUUCCAAGGUUCAAGAGAUUCCAGUCGACCAAAUUAUUAGAGGUCGUUUCAUAAUUUUACUGAUUGAAAUAUAUAAAAACGCUUUUAUCGCUUGUAGGCUACAUUUAUUAGGACCUAGACCUGGUUAUGGUAUUUAGUUUUUUAAAUUUAUUUAUUGUUGUGUCGGUGUUUAUAUACAUAGAUGUUGAAAUUAACUUAUUUACAUAAAAUUUUUAUUUUUUUAUAGUUACUGACUUUUUACUUCUUUUAUUAUAAAUCUCUAUAAAAAAAAAUUGUAAGGUAAGCGCUAGUGCCUAGUGUUAUAAAGCUUUAAUAUUUGCAUUGUUAUUUCCUGUUGUUGAAUUUGGUGCUUUUGUAACUUAAAUUUUGAAUCAUAGAGAUAUAGAAGUGCCUCGAUCUAAGCGAGUAGACUGCACAAAAAGCGAAUAUAGAUUAUAAGUUUUGAAAUAGCUUUUAACUGUUUUUCUAAUUUACGUCGAAACACGUUCUUGAUUGUAAAGAUUAUUUCCAGUUAUAAUUUUUUUUUUUUGAAAGAUUAAAUGUGAUUUUUGCGACCUGGGAUGUUUUUUUU
Messenger RNA from Cylas formicarius (sweet potato weevil), 2637 nucleotides. RefSeq names its product trithorax group protein osa-like. The record is from RefSeq and is a predicted model, not a curated record. Bases 256 to 2106 code for a protein of 616 amino acids. The transcript is spliced from 11 exons. Gene Ontology annotation, molecular function: galactoside binding; carbohydrate binding. NCBI's taxonomy places the organism in Eukaryota, Metazoa, Arthropoda, Insecta, Coleoptera, Brentidae.